AUGGCCCAUGCAGAUUUCUUGUCCCGUAACUCUCCUGUAGGAUCGCAAGACCUUCAGUCAAAAACCAAAUUGAUAAAUUUCACAGAGCUUCAAAGGGGGUGGCUAUCUGUGGAGCAACAGCGAGAUAGCGAAAUUUCAAAUAUAAUCAGUAAAAUACAAUCGAAUGAGUUGCCCCCGGAGAUAUCACACACCUAUGAUGUUAGGCAAGGUAUACUGUAUCGUAAGAUAGAGCGCGCAAAAUCUACUAAGUGGUUACCAGUCUUACCACAUUCAUUGAUAUGGUCCCUCAUAAGUCAUGUGCACGCUGAAAUCAAACAUUUAGGGUAUGGAAAAACACUAGAUAAGAUGUAUGAACUUAAUUGGUUCCAAAAUAUGUCCCGUAAUGUUAAGAAAUCUGUAGACUCGUGCGUAAUCUGUAAAUCAUCAAAAGAUCCGUCAGGUGCUCAGCAGGUCCGACUGCAUCCGAUUCCAAAACCAGCGGUUCCCUGGCAUACAUUACAUCUCGACCUGACGGGCAAGUUAAGUGGCAAAAGCGAUCGUAAGGAAUACUGUUCUGUCAUUGUUGAUGCUUUCACAAAAUUUGUCGUGCUUAAACACACAACGCUAAACUGUGCUAGUGCUAUCAAUGCAAUUAAAGAUUCGAUACAUUUAUUUGGUGCUUCGGAAAGAAUAAUUGCUAAUCGCGGGCGUUCUUAUGAUAAUCAUGAUUUUACGCAGUUUUGUGAAAGCAACAAUAUGGAAUUACACCUUAUCGCAACUGGGUCUAGUAGAAGCUAA
Molecule: messenger RNA, 777 nt
Organism: Leptosia nina
Lineage: Eukaryota; Metazoa; Arthropoda; Insecta; Lepidoptera; Pieridae
Source: the annotation of a GenBank genome assembly